Messenger RNA from Oryza brachyantha (malo sina), 939 nucleotides. RefSeq lists its product as uncharacterized. The record is from RefSeq and is a predicted model, not a curated record. NCBI's taxonomy places the organism in Eukaryota, Viridiplantae, Streptophyta, Magnoliopsida, Poales, Poaceae. The transcript has a single exon. Bases 87 to 722 code for a protein of 211 amino acids.
UUCUCUCUUCUUGCUUGCAUUCGUUCCUCCAAAAUCAACACACACACACGCAGAAAAGAAGAAGCAAAUUCAAGCUCGUCCUGAGCAUGGAAAUCCAUGGCUUCAUCAGGAUCUCUCUGCUUGCCCUAGGUGUCCUCUCCAUGGCGACGUGGGUGCCUCCAGUGUGCUCCUUCCUGAGGAGCUUGUUCAUGGUGUACCUCCCCUCCGUCGCGUCGGCCAUCGUCGCGCCCAAGUGCCUCUUCGUCUUCUCCAACCUCAUCGUCGUCAUCCUCGUCGGCGAGUCCAGGCUUGGGCAUCCCAAGGCUGGAGAGAGUGUUCACAAGGAAGGAGGGGAGGUGGUCAUGGUGGAGGAGGCAGGCUUGGCGACGCCGGCUAUCGCCGGAGACGACGAUCGGCGUGAGCAACUGCAAGUUGACCAAUCCAUUGCUCAAGAAGAGGUUCCUGAGAUGGAUCAAUCUGAGGACCAGGGACGCCGUGAUCGAGCUGCAGUUGGUGAUGAGGUAGUCACUGAGAUGAUGAUGUUAAUGGAGGAAGAAGGUGUUGGCGAGUUAGUCCUCGAUGAUGAGGAGGUUAUGGCCGAGGAGGAAGGACGACGGCGAGAGGCGGAGGAGGAGAGGGAUGAUCUCCCAACCGACGAGCUGAACCGGCGAGUGGAGGAGUUCAUCGCAAGGUUCAACAUGGAAAGGCGGCUGGAGGCCAGGAUGCUGGUGUGCUGCUGCUAAUCAAGGUGCAUCAUGCACAUGUUUUUGUCUAUUAUGUAUAAAAAGAGGGUAUAUAUAUAUAGUUACAGCUACCCACUUUGUACAGAAGAUGAGGAGUUUUGAAUCAUGUACUGUCAAUUUUGAUACAUUAUUCUAUCAUGCGUAUGUAUUUUUGGCCUGGAUUAAUUAUGUUGUGACUAUGUUUAUGCUCCUUUCUAAAAGGUUGGAAAACUUCGAA